Molecule: messenger RNA, 911 nt
Organism: Zingiber officinale
Lineage: Eukaryota; Viridiplantae; Streptophyta; Magnoliopsida; Zingiberales; Zingiberaceae
Exons: 1
Coding region: 128-784 (218 amino acids)
Source: RefSeq, a predicted model, not a curated record
UCAGUUGUGGCUAGUAGUGGAACAACAAAAGCAAAAGCACAAACUGGCUAACACAAGGCAAGCAUGGCAUUUUCUUUUGCUAUUGGAAAAAAAAAGCAAUCUACCAUGCCACUUUCUUAGAGAGCCAAUGACCACCUACCUAAGGCUUCCACACAGGCACAGCACAAGCGAUAGACAAAUCUUGAUGCCGCGGCUCAUCUCCGACGAAGGACGGCACACCCAUCCACUGGUCUGGGCAAUUGCAAUUGUGUGUCUCAUCCUGGUAAUUGCUGUUAUCAUCACUGGUAUUGUCGUCCUCACCGUCUACAUAAUCUACAAGCCUAAAGCACCUUACAUCAAGGUCGCCUAUGCUCACCUCAACAAUCUAGUUUACGACCAAUCUGGACUCCUCCAGAUCGACAUGACCUUGACAAUGGUAGCAGAGAACGACAACAUGAGGGCUCAUGCAAGCUUCUCUGACCAGAGAAUUCUUCUCCAGUUCCAUGGUAUUGAUGUCGCUGUGCUGCGGGCUGAUCCAUUCGAGGUCGCCAAGAAUAACUCAUUGGAACUCAACUAUCUCUUCCAAUCGCAGCCAAUCCCACUUGGUGAGGGAGCCAUGGACACCAUGGACGUCGCUCUGAAGCGGGGGAUGGUGCCGUUCGAGCUCAUUGGGCAAGCCAGAACAAGGUGGAAGGUGGGGUUUUUCCUCUCCGUAAGGUUUUUCACACGCCUCAAUUGCCACUUGAACUUCUUUUUGCUCAACGGGAGCGCGAUCAACUCGGAUUGCAGCUCCAAAACCAACUGAUAUCCCCCUUGCUCCCUUAAGUUUUAGAUUCAUUUUUUCUGUAUGUCGUUAGAUGAAUUUGAUUCUUUCUUGCUGAUGGUUCGCUCGAUUAAGAUAGAGGAAUCCUUUACAAUGGCCACAAUGGAGA